Molecule: messenger RNA, 2415 nt
Organism: Closterium sp. Naga37s-1
Lineage: Eukaryota; Viridiplantae; Streptophyta; Zygnematophyceae; Desmidiales; Closteriaceae
Source: the annotation of a GenBank genome assembly
AUGAUCAUAAGCGACGUCAUUGGGAGGAAGCGGCACUUGAACGCGGCAGCGGAGAUUCCUUCUACCACGAUUUCCGCUGAGUCAGCAGAUUCCCUCGCCGCCUCCCACGGCGCCUCCCUCGCUUCCCUCGACUCGCCCAACGACGUCAACUUCCAGGAAGAGUUCACCGGCGACUCGGAGGAGAAGACAUCGACACUUGCUAUAUCUCCUGCCGUCUCGGCCGCCGUCGCCGAGGCGCAGAAGCUUUACGGCUCCAAGGCUGCUGCCAUCGUUGCGGAUCUCGCGCCGUCCCUCGUCAGCGCCGCGUCUCCCGCCGCGAUCGACGCUCACAUCCGCGCGUGCGUGUUCGACGGCCUCGACUCCGCCUUCUACGUCAUGGACGCCGGCGUCGCGCUGCAGCUGCACGCCACGUGGACGCAGCUGCUGCCACGUGUGCACCCCUUCUACGCCGUCAAGUGCAACCCCGACCCGGCGCUCCUCUCCCUGCUCGCAUCCGUCGGCGCAGGUUUCGACGUGGCCAGCAAAGCCGAGAUGGAAAUGGUCGCGGCGGCGUGCGGCGGGUCCCUCCCGGACCCCUCCCGCAUCAUCUACGCCAACCCCUGCAAGCUCCCGGCACACAUCCGCUUCGCGGCGGUGGCCGGCGUGAACAUGACGACGUUCGACUCGGUCACGGAGCUGCAGAAGCUGCGCCGCUGGAACCCGUCCGCGCAGGCGGUGCUGCGCGUGCGCGUGGACGACCCGGGCGCGCGCUGCCCCAUGGGGGUGAAGUACGGCGCGGAGGCGGAGGAGUGCCCGGAGCUGCUGGCGGCGGCGCAGGAGCUCGGCGUGGAGGUGGUUGGCGUGGCGUUCCACGUGGGCAGCGGAGCCAAGGAUGCGCGGAUUCUCGGAGACGCGAUCAUGCUCGCGAGGGAUGUCUUCAACGUGGCGGAGCAGCUGGGCAUGGCGCCGUUGUCGCUGCUGGACAUCGGAGGAGGAUUCACGUACGACGGGCUGCAGGAUGACGACUACGCGAGCGCCGGUGGUGGAGCGGAGGGCGCUGAGGAUGGUGGUGCUGAUGGGGAGAUGUCGUUCCUGAAGGCGUGCUACUCCGUGAACGUCGCUCUGGCAAAGUACUUUCCUGAAGAGAUGGGCGUGCGUGUGAUCGCCGAACCUGGGCGCUUCUUCGCGGAAGCUCCCUUCACGCUGGCUACGAAGGUGUUUGGCGUGCGCUCCCGAAGGACCACGGCCAGCAAGGCUGCUGCGCUCGCCGCUCUCACCGAGCACGCGUCGAGCUCCUCGGGAAACGCGUCGGCUGGUGAAUGCGCGGUGAUGGAAUACUGGAUUGAUGAUGGCAUCUACGGGUCCAUGAACUGCCUGCUGUACGACCAUGCCGUCAUCUCCGCUCGCCCUGUCAAGAUGGCUGCUGAGGGACAAGAUGCGGCGGAGGAGGAGGGGCAGCUGUGCCGGUCGACGGUGUUUGGGCCGACGUGCGAUGGCUUGGACACGAUUCUGAGGGAUGUGUGGCUGCCGCGCCUCGACCUGGAUGACUGGCUGGUGUUUCCGAAGAUGGGUGCGUACACCCAAGCAGCUGGGUCCAGCUUCAAUGGCUUCGUCACGUCUGACAUCGGAAUUGUUCGCGUCUUCUCGUCAGCCUUCCCGAAGCGCCUUGCUGAGGCUGCUGCAUGCCUGCACGACCGCGUGGCUGAUGCCUUGUCUUUCUCUGACAGCGAUGCCAUGGUACGCACAGCAAUCCUGGUGGCAGCAGCCCACUGGAAAACUGAGGUGAAGGAGGAGCAAGCAGCAGCGGGCUUGGAGCAGUUCAACUGGCAGGAGAUCGGAAGGGGAGUAAGGAGAGGAGGAGUGCGGGGACGGGGAGUAAGACGGGGAGCGGUAAAGGGAAGGGGAGGAGGUGAGGGAGGAGGAGGAGGUGGUGCGUCUAGCCGGCCGCGCGCCGAACCUCCAGUCCUUCCCUCCCUUUCAUCGUUUUCGUUCCUCCUGAUGCUUAAUCCUCCCCCCUGUUCUUUCUGCCCUGUCCCCCUAUCCUUCCCUCCCCUUCUUCUCCCUCCCUCCUUUCCCCUCUCCCAACCCACUGCUCCCCCCUGCUCUCAUCCGUCCCCUUGCCCCCAUUCGUCCCUUUUCCCCCACUACCGUCGCUGCUUUUCCUGCUCAUUUCCCCCUUUCCUGAACCCUUCCUUUUCCUCUCUCACAUCCCUUCCCGAGGCAGGAUUGGGCGCGACGGUAGCAAGCGGCUCGCUCCCACCGUCUCUCCACCACCAAUCCUCCUCUCCCCCACUCCCGCCGUCCCUCCUUUCCCCCGUUACCGUUCAAACCUUCCCCCCGUCCCCGUCCCUCCUUCCAUCGGUGUCCGUCCCUCCUUCCCCCACCAUCCACCCUUUACCCUACCCUUGUCCUUUCAAGGCAUCCCCCGAUUCCUAA